AUGCAGCUCAAUAAUUGGAGAAGCGCCGCGGCGCUGGCCAAGACCGUGACACCCGUCGUCGUCGUCGUCGUCGUCGUCCUUCUGGAAGCCAAGGCUACGAUCCUUGCCCCUGGUUCAGGUAUCCUCGAGUACACACCAGGAACUGUCAAGUGUCCACUGGCCGUGGGCCCCCGCUAAGCGGUCUUCGUUCUUUUUGUUGGGGGAGCGCUAGGCCCGAUUCCACCGACCCUUUUGCCCCCGCAUCGAAGGUUUUUUUUUUUUU
This is a messenger RNA of Colletotrichum navitas, 262 nucleotides long. RefSeq lists its product as uncharacterized. The record is from RefSeq and is a predicted model, not a curated record. NCBI's taxonomy places the organism in Eukaryota, Fungi, Ascomycota, Sordariomycetes, Glomerellales, Glomerellaceae. The transcript is spliced from 2 exons. The coding region runs from base 1 to 177 and encodes 58 amino acids.